CUGGGGGCGGGCCUGGGGGGCGCGGAGCCGGCAGCCACGAGCGCGCUUCCCCAGGUCCAGGAAGCUGGAGGAGCUGCUGGAGAAGAGCUUCUCGCUGGUCAAGAUGCCGUCGCUGCAGCCAGUCGUGAUGUGCGUCCUCAAGCACCUGCCCAAGGUCCCCGAAAAGAAGCUGAAGCUCGUGAUGGCUGACAAGGAGCUGUACCGCGCGUGCGCCGUGGAGGUGAAGCGGCAGAUCUGGCAGGACAACCAGGCGCUCUUUGGGGACGAGGUGUCGCCUCUGCUGAAGCAGUACAUCCUGGAGAAGGAGAGCGCGCUCUUCAGCGAGGGGCUCUCUGUGCUGCACAACUUCUUCAGCCCCUCGCCCAAGGCGCGGCGGCAGGGCGAGGUGGUGCAGAAGUUGACGCAGAUGGUGGGGCGCAACGUGAAGCUGUAUGACAUGGUGCUGCAGUUCCUGCGCACGCUGUUCCUGCGCACGCGCAACGUGCACUACUGCACCCUGCGUGCCGAGCUGCUCAUGUCACUGCAUGACCUGGACGUGGGUGACAUCUGUACCGUGGACCCCUGCCACAAGUUCACCUGGUGCCUGGAUGCUUGUAUCCGCGAGCGCUUUGUGGACGGCAAGAGAGCGCGGGAACUGCAGGGCUUCCUGGACGGCGUGAAGAAGGGCCAGGAGCAGGUCCUGGGGGACUUAUCCAUGAUCCUGUGCGACCCCUUCGCCAUCAACACGCUCUCUCUCAGCACCAUCCGGCACCUGCAGGAGCUAGUGGGUCAGGAGACCCUGCCCAGGGACAGUCCUGACCUGCUCCUGCUGCUGCGCCUGCUGGCCCUGGGCCAGGGCGCCUGGGACAUGAUCGACAGCCAGGUCUUCAAGGAGCCCAAGAUGGAGGCGGAGCUUGUCACCCGCUUCCUCCCCAUGCUCAUGUCCUUGGUGGUGGAUGACCACACAUUCAGCGUGGACCAGAAGCUCCCUGCCGAGGAGAAGGCCGCCGCCACCUACCCCAACACACUGCCAGCCAGCUUCACCAAGUUUCUGCAGGAGCAGCGCACGGCCUGCGAGGUGGGGCUCUACUACGUCCUGCACAUCACAAAGCAGAGGAACAAGAACGCACUGCUGCGUCUGCUGCCCGGCCUGGUGGACACGUUCGGGGACUUGGCGUUCAGUGACAUCUUUCUGCACCUGCUCACGGGGAACCUGGCGCUGCUGGCGGAUGAGUUUGCCCUGGAGGAUUUCUGCAGCAGUCUCUUUGAUGGAUUCCUUUUGACGGCAUCGCCCAGGAGGGAGAAUGUACAACGGCACGUGCUGCGCCUGCUGCUGCACCUGCACCCCAGGGUGGCUCCGGCCAAGCUCGAGGCCCUGCAGAAGGCCCUCGAGCCCACAGGCCAGAGUGGAGAGGCGGUGAAGGAGCUCUACUCGCAGCUUGGCGAGAAGCUGGAGCAGCUGGACCAGCGCAAGACCAGCCCCGCACAGGCCCCGGAGACGCCAGCCCUGGAGCUGCCCCUGCCCCACGGGCCUGCCCCCACUGCGCUCUGAGGUUGGGUCCUCCCUGGCCCGGCCUGUGGGUACUCCUAAGAGGGUAGGGGCUGGGAGCACUUCCUGUUCCCCGAGUGGGGGCUGGAACACUUCCUGUUCCCUGAGGGGGGGCUGGAGCACUUCCUGUUCCUGGGGGGUGGCGGGCUGGAGCACCCUCCCCUCACUGAGGCCGCAGCAGGAGCGGCAGUGGAGUCUCAGCAGGUGCUGAGCAGGGGAGGGGGUCUCAGCCUCAGCCCGGGGGGGUCUGGUAAGCUGCUGCUGCUUGUAUAAAUAAAGGUGUUUU
Molecule: messenger RNA, 1814 nt
Organism: Ochotona curzoniae (black-lipped pika)
Lineage: Eukaryota; Metazoa; Chordata; Mammalia; Lagomorpha; Ochotonidae
Gene: NELFB
Product: negative elongation factor complex member B
Exons: 11
Coding region: 104-1531 (475 amino acids)
Biological process (GO): negative regulation of transcription elongation by RNA polymerase II
Cellular component (GO): NELF complex; nucleus
Source: RefSeq, a predicted model, not a curated record